AUGCCCGACGGCGGUGCUCUUCCGAAAUCUCUACCUCCGACGAAGCCUGGAACAACAAGUGAUUCCAAAACGUAUACCGUUACUUCGGAACAAGAAUGCAGCGACCUCUUCCUCCGUGAAGUUUCGGCGUUGCCUGAACGAGAGCCAGCUACCAGUAACACGACGUCUCCGACGGAUAGGCAGAUGCCCAUCAUGCCUCGCAGAGAUUCUGCACAGACAGAUAGCGUGACGAGGAACAAUGUCUGGAUAGGCCGUACCGUACGGAUCGCCAUGUCAAAUGUCCUCUCCGGAUCAUGA
Molecule: messenger RNA, 297 nt
Organism: Fusarium keratoplasticum
Lineage: Eukaryota; Fungi; Ascomycota; Sordariomycetes; Hypocreales; Nectriaceae
Exons: 3
Coding region: 1-297 (98 amino acids)
Source: RefSeq, a predicted model, not a curated record